CAGUCUGCUGACCACAGAGUGGAGAGAGUCACAGGCUGCAUCCGCGUUGGCCGAGGGGGGGACAUACGUUUGGACAUAUGCAGAGGAGGGACAGUGGAUAUAUUGGAUAAACGAUGCUUAACAUGGAGCUGUGGAUUUGGUAAAGGAGAACAUACAGAGGGUUGCUGUGACAGAGGAGGAUGCUAAGCAUAGGUUGAGAUUGAGGCAGAUGAACUGCUGUGGCAACCCCUAAAGGCAGCAACCGAAAAAAGAAGAAGAAAAAAGACCACUUAAGAUCCUCUAAAUUACAUCUAUGAGACAAAAAUACUCCAGAUUAAGACUUUUAACAGUAAAUUAUGCUCUUAUUAUUAUGUUUUUCUGUUGUUUAAGCUUAAUUAUCUAGCUUACAUUCAGUAUAUCACGCUGGAAAUACUGAGUGUUAUAUUAAAUAUAGCAUAUCAUAAUUAGUUUUAACAGAGUUAGUCAACAGGUAAAAUUUACUGAACUCUACACGAUUUUUAGUGAGUUACUUUUCACACAGGGGAAAAAAAUGUUUUCUGUGUGUGCAUGCAGGUUUCCCCUGUACAACCCCCGAAAACUUAAAAAAUGGGUACUGAACAUGAAGUGGAAGGACUGGACGCCGACUCGCUUUUCUGUUCUGUGCAUCAAUCACUUUGAGGAGCAGUACAUUGACAAAACGGGCAAAAGUGUGACACUUCGGGAAGAUGCGGUUCCCACCAUAUUUACACCGACUGACAACACACAGAAAAAGAAGGCUGCCAUUAACCCGAGACGUAAACGACACAAGCAACCUGGUGCUAAAAGCUCAGAGAAGGAUUUGGCUGCAUCUGCAACAUCAGCUCUCCCUGCAACAGACGACAGUGUCCGGGCCAAAGAACCCAGCCAGACAGACCAAGAGACAUCUGGAGAUCCCAAAACGUCAGAGAAAUGGAGGAUUAUAAUUGAUGAAGCACUGAUGAAGAUCGAUUCAUUUCCACACUUUUUUCAUGGAGAUUACUGUGUACCACAGAGUAUCCACUGGGCUCCAGAUAAUAAUUUCAGUCCUGAGCAUAAAGACAAUGAAAACAUUAUAGAGGUGAAGGAGCCAUGGGAGUGGCUUGCUCUGGAUGUCCGAGGACCGCUGCCUCAAACAGUAAACGGACACAAAUACAUUUUGACGGUGACCGACUUCUACUCCAAAUGGGUGGAAGCUGUGCCGAUGACAGCGUGCCUCCCUUCAGAUGUGGCAAAGAACGUCGUGGACAUCAUUGCGCACUUUGGAUAUCCACUGAGAAUCCUCUCUAGACUGCCUCUUGAUAUAGUCCACAAAAUCAACCGAGAACUGAAAGACCAGCUGAAGGUUGCUGUUGCUCUUGUGGUCUAUCAUCAGCAGACGGGCAUCGCAGAUAUGAUCACACCACAGCUGAUAGACAGGAUGGUGAACGAUCUAAUAGAGGAGCAUGCAGCUGACUGGGAUGUUUACCUGCCUGCCAAAGUGUUCAGUCUGUGCUUCAAAGAGCAUUCAGAGACCAAGGAGAGGCCUUUCUCAGUGCUCUGCUGUAAGGGACUAGAGCCUGUUCAAUUCCCCAGAGAACUGGAUUUUCCACUUUCCAAGAUCCGAGAGAGUGCCUUUGUGGUUAGAUAGAAGUUUAUUCGGUCACUUAAUUGGAAACAAACUGGAGCUGCUUUAGCAGCAAACCAGGGAAGAAGAACGUGUUCAGUCCUGGAGGUAUUCGUUCUGGUGGAAACCCUGAUGAGUGGACCGGGAUGUUCUAGUACUGAGUUCUGUGGAGAGGAUUUGUUGAUGAAGCUGUGCAUUUCGACAGCAUUUUCCACUUUGUCUGUGAUACACUGAGAUGCUCCACCUAUUUUUCAUUCGCAAGUAUUUUUGGAUGUAGUAUUUUAAUUCAGUUUUUUGCUGUAGCACUGCAGCAAAAUGUCUUGCUUAAAAUAUAUAGCAGCAUGUCUGCAGUGUUGAGACUGGAACAAGCUAAAUGUAGGUUAGGAAGGCGAGACAGUUUUCUGAGCCAUAGGAGACUGAUCAGUAUAGCAUUAUUAUUUUUAUGACUUCAAGCAGUUCAGCCACCUCCACUGGUAAGGUUUAGGCUGCUGAUCGUUGAUGUUUUCUGUUUGUAAAAAGGUAAAAGAUGCCAAUAAACUUUAUUUAAAUAUCAUUUUUAAUCACUAGUGAAUAGUUUUUGUUUAUUGACUAUCCAUGUUAUUCUUAUCCAAUCUGGGGGUUCUUGAGGCCAACUCAGCUACCUUAAGGUGAGAGAGGGGUACACCCUGGUUGCCAGCCUAUCACAUGAUAACACAGAGAGACGGACAACCAUUCAUACUUACAAUCUCACCUACAGCCAAUUUAGACUCGCCAGUUACCCGAUGCAUGUCUUCAGACUGUUGGAGUAAGAGGACCCAGACUG
Messenger RNA from Haplochromis burtoni (Burton's mouthbrooder), 2402 nucleotides. RefSeq lists its product as uncharacterized. Gene Ontology annotation, molecular function: nucleic acid binding. Lineage: Eukaryota; Metazoa; Chordata; Actinopteri; Cichliformes; Cichlidae. The record is from RefSeq and is a predicted model, not a curated record. Gene Ontology annotation, biological process: DNA integration. The transcript has 11 exons. The coding region runs from base 530 to 1624 and encodes 364 amino acids.